Molecule: messenger RNA, 1035 nt
Organism: Spinacia oleracea (spinach)
Lineage: Eukaryota; Viridiplantae; Streptophyta; Magnoliopsida; Caryophyllales; Amaranthaceae
Product: multiple organellar RNA editing factor 2, chloroplastic
Exons: 4
Coding region: 45-761 (238 amino acids)
Biological process (GO): mitochondrial mRNA modification; cytidine to uridine editing
Cellular component (GO): mitochondrion
Source: RefSeq, a predicted model, not a curated record
CCCCUUCAAACCCUCAUUUCAUCUUCUCUCCCCUCUCCUCAGCCAUGGCAUCCACCGUAACCCGCUCUCUCUUCUCUCUUCGCCCCACCAUUCACCCACAGACCACCUUCAAACGUCUCCUCUCCACGCUCUCCAUCACCCGCCCUCCGCCAGUCUCUGCCUACCCCCGCCCAAAUCGCCCCUCCGUCCUCAUUUCUCAAUCAGUCCGAGUCGACUCUUCCACUCGGUUCAACUCGAUCCGCUGCCAAGUAAACCGCUCUGGACCUUACUCCCCACUCAACAACUCCUCCGGGUCGAAUUUCAGCGACCGUCCUCCCACGGAAAUUGCGCCGCUUUUCCCUGGAUGUGAUUAUGAACAUUGGUUGAUUGUUAUGGAUAAACCUGGUGGUGAAGGUGCAAAUAAGAACCAGAUGAUUGAUGCUUACAUUAAAACCCUAGCUCAAGUACUUGGAAGUGAAGAGGCAGCCAUGCAGAAAAUUUACAAUGUUUCUUGUGAGAGGUACUUUGGGUUUGGCUGUGAAGUUGAUGAAGAAACUGCUAACAAAAUGGAAGGUCUUCCUGGUGUCCUCUUCGUGCUUCCUGAUUCUUAUGUGGAUGCUGAGUACAAAGAUUACGGAGCGGAGCUGUUUGUCAAUGGUGAAAUUGUCCAGAGACCUCCAGAGAGGCAAAGGAGAGUGGAACCAGUGCCUCAAAGAAAUCAAGACAGACCAAGAUAUAAUGAUAGGACUCGAUAUCAAAGGAGGAGGGAAAAUAUGAGGUGAACAACAUAACAUGAAUGUGGACUGAAAAAGACUUACGCUGGCUAAUAACCUGGUUGUAUUCAAGUAAUGUGUUUGGCAAGAUUAUGAGUCUAUCGGUAAAUGAAGUGUAGUAGUACUAGGCUCGCAGAAAAGUGACGCUAGGUUCACAUUAGUGUUUUCUCUGUCUCUCCUUGUGGGACUUUUUAUUGGUGGAAAUUAGACUCCUCAUUUACUGUCAAGUGGACUAAGUAUAUUUUUGAGAACUUGUGUAUAAAGAUGUGUUUUUCUAAGCAAA